Messenger RNA from Toxoplasma gondii ME49, 267 nucleotides. RefSeq lists its product as hypothetical. Lineage: Eukaryota; Apicomplexa; Conoidasida; Eucoccidiorida; Sarcocystidae. The coding region runs from base 1 to 267 and encodes 88 amino acids. The transcript has 2 exons. The record is from RefSeq and is a predicted model, not a curated record.
AUGUCUGAUGCGGACGUGAGCGUGUCGAACGGGGGUAUUUGCGCAGACCACACUGCGCUGUGCUUUGCUCGCCUAGGUCAACGCGCUACUUUCGCUUACCGGCCCGAGCGGUGGCUGUUACUUUCAAAGUGUGAUGGUUUUUCGAAAGGCGUCGCGUCUGUUGUCUCCGUUCCAGUGUGUUCACCCAGCGUUUGGGAUAGGAACACGAACGUAGUUCUCCAUACCCCAGCCUUUCCGAGAGCCGUUGUCCGUCCGCUCCGUCGGUAA